Angiostrongylus costaricensis is the source of this 897-nucleotide messenger RNA. NCBI's taxonomy places the organism in Eukaryota, Metazoa, Nematoda, Chromadorea, Rhabditida, Metastrongylidae. The record is from the annotation of a GenBank genome assembly.
UUGGGUGCAGUCGCAACCACCUCUUGGUACUUCGUAAUUGUUAAGGGAACUGAGCACGAUGUCAAGUACGAUCACGAUCAGUUCCUUGGGAAAGAUGCUGCGGCUGAGUUCGAUGAACUUACUCCUGAGAAGUCCAAAGAGAGACUCGCAAUGUUGGUUCCCAAGAUGGAUUCCGAUGGAGAUGGGUUCGUUGAAGAAAAAGAGUUGAAAGAGCAUAUCAAUUUCAUGCAGAAGAGGUACGUUAACAACGAUGUGGAGCGGACUUGGAAAAACUAUAAAAAGGAAAAAAUACAAGAUGGAAAGAUCAAAUGGGAAGACUACAGAGAGAUGGUUUACGGAUCGCCUACUGGUGAGGGACAGGAACUCUCACCCGAAUACGCGAAAAUGAUAGCUAGAGAUCAGAAGAGGUGGAGUGUGGCUGACUACGAUUUAGACGGCUCCCUUGAUCGUACUGAGUAUGGUUGCUUCAUGCAUCCGGAGGAUUGCGACCAUAUGCGUGAUGUUGUCGUGGCGGAGACUGUUGAAGAUAUCGAUAAGAACAAGGAUGGCUAUGUUGAUGCAGAAGAAUACAUCGGAGAUAUGUAUCGACCUGAAGACUAUCCAGAGCUUAAUGGGAAGGAGCCCGACUGGGUUCAGUCUGAACGCGAUAUGUUCAAGGAGCAUAGAGACAAAGACGGAGAUGGAAAGCUCAAUCAGGAGGAGAUGAGAGACUGGAUCAUGCCAGUUGGAUUCGACCACGCCGAGGCUGAAGCUCGUCACCUUGUCGGCAUUGCUGAUGAUAAUAAGGAUGGGAAAUUAUCGCUAGAAGAGAUACUUGUUCAUUACGACACGUUCGUAGGCUCGCAAGCCACGGAUUAUGGUGAACAGCUUCAGAAACACGAUCCGGCUGAGCUAUGA